AAGCACAGUGCCAAUCGGAACUACAACGUAAAAUAUGCUGAUCAAGUUAAUAAAAAAAGAACAAAACGAGAUUCGCCUGCGCCCGUGUAUUGGUUACCUUUGAUGAGAUUACUCGUAGUGGACACGCGGCGCGACCGGCCCUCUCUCGCUCUAUUUAAAUCGCUUCGGUGGGCAGCGAGUGGAUGCCAUUGCUUCGUAAUACGUUUCCGUUUCUGAAGGGAAGGGAUGGCAAUGCGCAUGUGCAGCUCUGGCUUUCCUGACUCGCCGGUUUCCGCCAUUUUCUACCUUUUACCAGAGAAAGAAAUCUUCCCGGGCCAGUUUGUGGAGUCCCAAAAUACGGCGGGUUUACACGACGAUAACUCGCACAUCUACCCGACCAUGGAUGACGACAGCAAUCCGAAGACCCUCUAUGUAGGCAACCUGUCCAGAGAUGUAACGGAAGUCCUGAUCCUUCAGUUAUUCAGCCAGAUUGGGCCCUGCAAGAGUUGUAAGAUGAUCACAGAGCAACCCGAUAGCAGAAGGGUCAACUCUUCUGUUGGAUUUUCUGUUUUGCAGCAUACAAGCAAUGACCCCUAUUGCUUUGUGGAAUUCUAUGAACACAGAGAUGCUGCUGCUGCAUUAGCAGCAAUGAACGGAAGGAAGAUAAUGGGGAAGGAAGUCAAAGUAAAUUGGGCAACAACUCCAAGCAGUCAGAAGAAAGACACUUCAAAUCACUUUCAUGUCUUUGUUGGAGAUUUGAGUCCCGAAAUUACCACAGAAGAUAUCAAAGCUGCUUUUGCUCCAUUUGGUAAAAUCUCAGAUGCACGUGUAGUGAAGGAUAUGACGACAGGGAAAUCUAAGGGCUAUGGGUUUGUGUCCUUCUACAACAAACUGGAUGCAGAAAAUGCCAUUGUGCAUAUGGGUGGUCAGUGGUUAGGAGGUCGGCAAAUUCGUACAAAUUGGGCAACUCGCAAGCCUCCUGCACCAAAGAGUGUACAGGAAAAUAAUUCUAAGCAGUUGAGGUUUGAAGAUGUUGUUAAUCAGUCAAGUCCUCAAAAUUGCACGGUCUACUGUGGUGGCAUCCAGUCUGGUCUAACUGAACAGCUUAUGAGACAGACUUUCUCACCCUUUGGACAAAUCAUGGAGAUAAGAGUUUUCCCUGAAAAAGGCUAUUCAUUUAUCAGGUUUUCCUCUCAUGAGAGUGCAGCACAUGCUAUCGUUUCAGUGAAUGGAACAGCCAUCGAAGGCCAUAUGGUGAAGUGCUACUGGGGAAAGGAGUCUCCAGACAUGGCAAAAAAUUUUCAGCAGAUGGAAUAUGGCCAGUGGGGACAAUGGAAUCAAAUGUAUGGGAACCCACAGCAGUAUGGACAGUAUAUGGCCAAUGGCUGGCAGGUGCCUUCUUAUGGAAUGUAUGGGCAAGCAUGGAAUCAGCAAGGAUUUGGAGUCGAGCAGUCUCAGUCACCUGCCUGGAUGGGAGGCUUUGGAGCUCAGCCACCACAAGGACAGGGGGCACCAGUGAUACCAAACCAAGCUGGAUUUGGGAUUGGCUAUCAGACGCAGUGAGAGAGAGAGAGAGAGCGAGCAAGAAAGAGGACUCACAAUUUACCUGCUCCCACCAAGGAAGGAGACCGGCAUGUCUACACCUGGAAAGGAGUUGAUUAUUUAUUUACGAGAUUUGAACCUGUAGCACAGCUUCGCUUUUGGUGGAGGAUCUACAAUUUAUUUUUUUCCCCCCCUAUUUUUUUUUUCCUGGGUUGGGGUGGGUGGGUUUAUUCUAAAGGUGGUUUUCAUGUCUGAGAGAAAAUAAAAUCGACAGAACUUUUUGAAACUCCUGUCUCUGAAUUUCUACACUUUGAAGCAGUAAGCAAAAAAAAAAAAAAAAAAGUAAACGGACAAAAUUAUCAACGAGUGGGCAGUCGUGGCAGCAGGGCACCGAAAAGACCCCUCUCUGUGGUGGCUGAAUGGCUAACUCAAGGUAGGAACUUGUCACACCCUUGGACCGGUGACUGCAGCGGAGGUGGAAUUCAGACCUUGUUGGUUUUUUUUUUGGUUUUUUUUGGUCUUGUUUUCCAUCCCUUCUCCCAAGAUUUCAUUUUUUUUUUUCCCCAAAAUUACAGAUGUUUAUGGAUUUACUGACAAUUUAUUUUUUUUUUUUUUUUUUUUUUUUUUUUUUGUUGGAAAUGUUGUCCUGAAUUCCAAGCCUGUCUAAUUUGGAUUGAAUUAAGUUGAGCCAAUCUGAACAGUUUUAAUGCAGCAGUUACCCUCACUCCACUGACUCGUCUCUACCGGUGUCAUCCUCCUGAUGAAGCUCUGGCGUCCUCCUUGCACAUACAUGUCACUGUGGGUGGCACUGGAGAGGCUUUGAAGGCCCUUGUGUAAAUACAUUUUGAUAGUUUAGUAGGGCAGCGGUUUUAAAGCAUGCUUUUCCAUUGCAGCUGAUGCCGAAUGUGCAGUGUGUGACUGAAUGAUGGCCUGUGUGAAGAAGUCGAGAGGGAGGGAGAGGAAGCCUUCACUUGACUAACCCCCCCCCCCCCUUGUUGCCAUUGCUGGAUGAAAAGCAAACGGGUGUCUGGGACUCCAGUCGUCGAGUUUGUCCAAUGUGCUCGGGUUUGGUUUUAUUUUGCUUUUUUUUUUUUCCUGCCUCCCCCCACCCAGAAAACUUGUACAUUUGAACUUUUGUGCCAUUUUGUUAGUGCGGGUGGGAUAAGCUGCAAACUGGCAUGGGUGGGGGGAGUGAGGGGCGGUGGGGUGAUUUGCAUGUAAAGAUGGAAAAGUGACCCACAAAUGUACAAAAAGCAGUGGUGUUUGAGAAUGGAGUGUCUGAGUAAACCUAGCAGCUGUCUGAAUGACUCCGUUUAGUUACUGUCUGAAUUUCGUUACUGCAGUUUAAAGUCUAAAUAAAUGAUACUUUGAGCCAAA
Messenger RNA from Erpetoichthys calabaricus (reedfish), 2898 nucleotides. It is a transcript of the gene tial1, whose product is annotated as TIA1 cytotoxic granule-associated RNA binding protein-like 1. The coding region runs from base 226 to 1542 and encodes 438 amino acids. The transcript is spliced from 12 exons. Lineage: Eukaryota; Metazoa; Chordata; Cladistia; Polypteriformes; Polypteridae. Gene Ontology annotation, cellular component: cytoplasmic stress granule. The record is from RefSeq and is a predicted model, not a curated record. Gene Ontology annotation, molecular function: DNA binding; mRNA binding. Gene Ontology annotation, biological process: cytoplasmic stress granule assembly; regulation of mRNA stability; nuclear-transcribed mRNA catabolic process, nonsense-mediated decay.